CAGGCCUCUCCACUCGGUCUCACUUUACAGCAUUCACACAGGGCACCAUAAUGGAAAAUGACCAGCAGCCUAUGCCUAUGCCUAUGCCAUACCCAUCUGCACAGCAGGACCCUCCACAGUACAUGGAGUACAAUGUAGGGAUCUACACCGCUCAGCCAGGGGUACAACCUGUUCAACAAGUUAUGUAUCAGUAUCCAGCCCAGGCUCAAGCUCAACCUGCCAACGUGAUCACGGUCCAACCAAAGCCCACUGAUUCCCCUGGACAGAUGAAGUGUCCUCACUGCCAAAACACUGUGGUAACUGCAGUAACAUACAAGAAUGGGCUGCUCACUUGGCUCAUCUGUGGAAUACUGGGGAUCUUGUUAAUUUGGCCCUGCUGUUUGAUUCCAUUCUGUGUGACUUCCUGUAAAGACGUGGAGCACUCAUGUCCGGCGUGCCAUGGUGUCAUUCAUCUCCACAAGCGCAUGUGAGGCAGAGCCAGUGGGGACUAUAUAAAACAGGCCCUCUGUGCUGCCUAAGGGAAA
Molecule: messenger RNA, 524 nt
Organism: Periophthalmus magnuspinnatus
Lineage: Eukaryota; Metazoa; Chordata; Actinopteri; Gobiiformes; Gobiidae
Product: LITAF domain-containing protein-like
Exons: 5
Coding region: 51-470 (139 amino acids)
Molecular function (GO): zinc ion binding
Source: RefSeq, a predicted model, not a curated record